Molecule: messenger RNA, 3988 nt
Organism: Pantherophis guttatus
Lineage: Eukaryota; Metazoa; Chordata; Lepidosauria; Squamata; Colubridae
Gene: TASP1
Product: taspase 1
Biological process (GO): protein maturation
Cellular component (GO): cytoplasm
Molecular function (GO): threonine-type endopeptidase activity
Source: RefSeq, a predicted model, not a curated record
GGCCGGAGAGAGGGGGGGGGAGUGGAGCGGGACUCUCCUGCAGGAUGCCUGAGCCUGCAGCCAUGUGGGCUGGAGGCAAAGCAUGAGGCUUGUGGGAGGAAGCUGCAGGGUGUGUCUCGUCUCGGGGGACUUAUCUGCCUAGUCGAGGGUCCAACCUGGCUGUGAGCGAAGCCUCACGGAAAUGGAGGAAGACUCUUUUCCCAUGUUUUCCCUUGGAUGGAAGCAUGCUCUGUUCCACAGGAAACGAUAGCCUUGAAGUAUGAUCAUGGAAAAGGGAAUAAGCUCUGUAGAAGUUCCUCCUGUGUCAGCUCAUGCCACUGCAGUAAGGAUGAUGGUAAAAGAACAUGAAGCCAAACCGGCUCAAAAAGUGAGACGAGUGGGAUUUGUACUUGUACAUGCAGGUGCAGGUUAUCAUUCUGAAUCCAAAGCCAAAGAAUAUAAACAUGUGUGCAAAAGAGCAUGUCGGAAGGCAAUUGAAAAGCUACAGGCUGGGGCUCUUGUAACAGAUGCAGUGACUGCAGCACUAGUUGAACUAGAGGAUUCACCCUUUACAAAUGCAGGAAUGGGAUCUAAUCUAAACCUCUUAGGUGAAAUUGAAUGUGAUGCCAGUAUUAUGGAUGGAAAAUCACUAAAUUUUGGAGCAGUGGGAGCUCUCAGUGGAAUCAAAAAUCCUGUCUCCGUGGCAAAUAAAUUAUUAUGUGAAGGGCAGAAGGGAAAACUAUCUGCUGGCAGAAUUCCGCCUUGUUUCUUAGUUGCUGAGGGAGCCUUCAGAUGGGCAGUGGAUCAUGGGAUAUCAGCCUGUCCUCCAGGUGUCAUGGCAACAAGACUUAGCUUAGCGGCUUUUAAAAGGAACAAGAGGAAACUAGAGCUGGCUGAAAAAGUAGAAACAAAUCUUUUUCAGCUGAAGAAAAGACGACAAACAAGUGAAAAGGAAAAUGAGUCAGAAACAUUGGACACUGUUGGAGCAGUUGUUAUUGAUCAAGAAGGAAAUGUUGCUGCUGCCGUUUCCAGUGGAGGCUUAGCUUUGAAACAUCCUGGGAGAGUUGGUCAGGCAGCUCUUUAUGGAUGUGGUUGCUGGGCUGAAAAUAUGGGAUUUCAGAAUCCUUACUCUACAGCUGUGAGUACCUCAGGUUGUGGAGAGCAUCUUGUACGGACAUUACUGGCCAGAGAAUGUUCAUGUGCUUUGCAGAAUGAAGAUGCUCAUCAAGCUCUGCUAGAAACUAUGCAAAACAAGUUUAUUAGUUCACCUUUUUUAGCCAAUGAGGAUGGUGUUCUGGGAGGAGUGAUAGUUCUCCGCUCUUGUAGGUGUUCUGCAGAGCCCAACUCUUCACAGGAUAAACAAUCCCUAUUAGUAGAGUUCCUGUGGAGUCAUACAACAGAAAGCAUGUGUGUGGGAUAUAUGUCGGCACAGGAUGGCAAAGCUAAGACUCACAUUUCAAGGCUUCCACAUGGCGCUGUGGCAGGACAGUCGGUAGCAAUUGAAGGAGGAGUUUGUCGACUGGAAAGCCCAGUGAACUGAACCACUAUGUAAUGGGUCAACACAAAUGCUAUUUGUAUAAUAAGAUCCUUUGUGUUUUAAGAGAGAGUGAGAUUUCUAUUAUUUUAUAUACUUUUAUUGCAACCACAUGCACCCUAACUUGAAACAAGUGCUGCUGUAGCUUUAGAUUCUAAAAUUUUGUUUGAAUGUAUAUGGGAACACGUCUCCCAGGAGAAAAGAAAUUCGGUUCUUGCUUGUAUGAAAUAUUUUAAUGUUAGAAAAGAUUUUAUGAGUUACUUGAUCAGUCUGUAAGACAAUAACAUCCUGAAAUUGCCAGAAAGAAAUGGUUUUUAAAAAUAGAAGGUAUGCUGAUCACAAAUGUUAUAUUGAGAACAUACAGGGUGGGUUGAAAUAAACAAGUGUCAGAAUAUACUCAAUACUACUUGAUAGUCUCAGGAUGGUCCUAUGAUUGCUUAAGCAUACCCUGAUUUUCCAAUGGGAUAUAAUAAUUUCUUUCUAGCAAAGAGGGAUUAAUUCCAGUGAAACAGUCUAGGACAGGGUUACAGCCAGAUUUCUUAUGUUCAGUUGUGGUACUUAGUUUGGCUUAAAUGUUACAUAGCUUAAAGCGUUUAUGUAUUAUGAAAGGCUCUGUAAAGAUAACGUACAGUCAUGAAGUCUUUACUUUGUGUAUAACUGCAUAUUGGGAUGUACAGAAGAACAACAUUUAUUGAAAGAGUUAGUACUAUUCUUUGAUUUAAAUAUAUUUUGAGAGAAUAAUAUAGAAAUAAACUAUUAUUGGACAAUGCAAAAUGUAUUAAAGUGGUGAUGUAGAGGAAUCUAAUUCUAGCUUUCUUCUGUUCCUUAAAUUCCAAAGUUAAAGUAAAUGGGUAUGCAUGUGUGCAAUUAAAUUUACAUGUAAUGUAAGUGGUGUUACAAGUGGCCUUUUAAAUGAUUUUAUGCAGCUAGAAUCUAUGAAUGGUACAUAUUUUCUUAUACUGUAUGUUGUAAAUAUAGUUAGAUUUUUUUUUUUUUUUACAAUUGUUCAGGUUUCUUUCGAUACGUACCUGGGUGUAAUGGCUGUAAGACAAUCCCUUUUUUAAAAAAAGUCUAGCAAAUGAGCUAUUUGAAUAGUACCAGGAAAUGAUACAGGCAUUCUUUAGAAGCCCUUGCUCAACAACCUGCAAAUUAUUCUUAAACAUCUGCACUGUACUUGUCUUCUCUAACUGAAGUGUCAUCGAUCAAUUUAAUAUUGUAAUUAGAAGAAAAUAUUGUAAUUAGAAGAAAACUUUACAACUGUCAAGUUAUCUUAUUUGUUGAUUUCUGGUUUUUUUUUAAACUAGUACAGUUCACUAUGAUUUCUAAUCAUUUCCGAAGAGGCACAGAUGGCUGCAAACUGUUGCCACAAAUAGCUGUCCUGAGAUACAGUAUGUCCAUAAAUUAAACAUUUUAUCACUAGACUCAUUUGAAAGUGUACAUUGCAGCUGUGCCACUCAUUCUUUCAAUCAUUCAUGCCUCAGAGGAAGUAGUUAUUUAUCGUUUGAGAAAAGCCAGGUUUUUUUGGGCGGGGGGAAAGAUUGAUCUUCUAUUGGGUCUAUUUUAAUAUUGAUCAAAAAAUAGCCACUUUAACACACCCUUAGAAAUAUGUAGAUGGCAGACAGGGAGAGAAUUAUAUGUUAUGCUACUUAAUGUACUAUGCACAUAGUUUGGAUUUUCCUAAUAGUAGUCCUUACCUCCAGACCAAAAACUAUGAUGCAUACUGUAUUUGCUCGAUUCUUGCAUCAUGGCUUUAUCCCUUGUCCAGUAACAUUAUAUGAAGACAACUCACCAUAGGAAACCUGUUCCAACCACAGACUCUUACUUUGAUGAUAAUAUUUCUACUCUGAUAGUAGCAAAUAAUUUUUUUAUUCAGUAUCAUAAAAAUAUUGAAAAUAUACAUGUUGCUACUAGGAUGGUAUAGUCAUCUGUUUUGAGCACUUUGGUAUGUAUGCCAUUAAAUUACACUUCAAGGUAGAUAACCUGAUGUGUUUAUAGUAUCAUGUAAAUAUCCAUGAAAAAUGAAUGGAUGCAUACCAGAAAAAGUUACCAACUGCAGGUGGUAGGAUCCUAUCCCCCUCUGCUCAUUAGUAAACAGAAUAUUCAGCAUUGAACUAAAAUAUUUGGUCCUGAAACAUUUGGGGAAAAAAUGAAAGCUAAAUCAUUAUAAAGGUUGUAAAAGUUCAAUUUCUGUUAAUGAAGAAAUGCAACUAGUAAUUUUAGACCCUCCUUCAGAGUGAAUUUAGGUAAGGUAUGCCUAAAGAAUAGACCUGGUGCUGUAAUACAUAGAGCUUCAACCAGAACAUUAGUAAAUGCUAGCUUUGAUUUCUUAAGUUAAAAGGAUUCAGGGAUUGGGAAAUGGGAUAUCUUGCCACAACCAACUCGCCGUGGACAACUCACCGUGGGACAACUCGUUGCAGGACAAUGUAACAAUACUGUUUAAUUAUUUAAAAUAAAUAAAAAUUUUAGUUUAUGCAA